Manduca sexta (tobacco hornworm) is the source of this 3243-nucleotide messenger RNA. RefSeq names its product methionine aminopeptidase 1. Gene Ontology annotation, biological process: proteolysis. The record is from RefSeq and is a predicted model, not a curated record. The transcript is spliced from 7 exons. NCBI's taxonomy places the organism in Eukaryota, Metazoa, Arthropoda, Insecta, Lepidoptera, Sphingidae. Gene Ontology annotation, molecular function: metalloaminopeptidase activity. The coding region runs from base 146 to 1336 and encodes 396 amino acids.
CUAAUCUGACAGUGCGAACGUCGCGUAUCAGUCUCCUUAUCAAAUUAUAGAAAUGGUGUUAUAGAAAUCUUACACAUUACAAAAUUCCAGUGCGUUUGUUGUUUUCGAAGGCGUUGUUUCGUGGUGUUUGUAUAUUCUGUGUGCAAUGGACUCAGACUUAAUUUCCGAUAUCGUAACUACAUGCAACUUUGUAUACAUACAGUCUAGAAACGCUUUAAUUCGCUCUUUGGACGUACCCAACGGGUGGCUAUACAACCUUCGGUCUUUUUAUAAAAAUUUAAAUAAAAACACAAGCAUGGUUGAGUUGGAGCUGCCAGUUAAUGAUGUUAUCUGGCGUGCCGAUGAGCUGGAAGGUGAAAGCACCGAUGGAUCUAACGUGGAAUAUAAUCCUUGGCCGUCGUAUAGCUUCACUGGUAAGCUGAGGCCGUUCCCUGCUGGUCCGAAGCGCACCGUGCCACCUCAUAUUGGGCGGCCGGACUAUGCCGAUUCUCCUACUGGCUUCCCGGCGUCAGAGAACGCUGCGAAAGGCUCCGGACAGAUCAAAGUGCUGGACGAUGAAGAAAUUGAAGGGAUGAAAGUGGCGUGUCGGCUUGGUAGAGAAGUUUUGGAUGAAGCUGCCAAAGUGUGUGAUGUUGGUGUCACAACUGAAGAGAUAGACCGUGUUGUACAUGAGGCCUGCGUUGAGAGGGAGUGCUACCCCAGCCCUCUCAACUACCACAACUUCCCAAACAGUUGCUGCACGUCUGUCAAUGAGGUCAUCUGCCACGGGAUACCUGACUUGCGCCCUUUGCAGGAUGGAGAUAUUUGCAAUGUAGAUGUCACUGUAUACCAUCGCGGUUUUCAUGGUGAUUUGAACGAAACAUUCUUUGUUGGCAACGUACCAGAGUCUAGCCAGAAACUGGUGCAAAUCACAUAUGAGUGUCUGCAAAAGGCUAUAGAUAUUGUGAAGCCAGGUGAAAAGUACAGGGAGAUUGGUAAUGUGAUUCAGAAACACGCUCAAGCUAGCGGUUUCAGUGUUGUUCGGUCAUACUGCGGACACGGUAUACACAGACUGUUUCACACGGCCCCCAAUGUGCCGCAUUAUGCCAAAAACAAAGCGGUUGGAGUGAUGAAGCCAGGUCAUUGUUUCACGAUCGAGCCGAUGAUCAAUGAGGGUGGCUGGCGCGAUGAGCAGUGGCCAGACCACUGGACCGCUGUCACCGCUGACGGAUCUAGGUCUGCUCAGUUUGAACAAACUCUCCUGGUCACUGAGACGGGAUGCGAAAUCCUCACAAAACGCAACACUGGACGGCCCUGGUUCAUGGAUCAGUUGGAGAAACUGAAAUCUAAAUCAUAGUGGAAUGUACAUAAGUAUAGAGAUAGUGUGGCAAGUUGUUUGUGUAUUUUGUGUUCUUAUUAACAAAACUACAAGUUGGGAAACUUUUUGAUACAUUGAAAGACAAAAACAUUAGUUAAGAAAUGGUUACUUUUGGUAAGUCCUUUACUAAAGACACAAAUGACUUUUCCUUAAAAUAACCUUAAUCACCACCCAUCCACUGAGGUUCAUUCCUCAUUUGAACUAGUAUUAGCUCAAGACUUAAAUUCUAUGUAUAUUGUAAUAAAAUUAAUUGUUAACACAACAAAAGUGUUAAAUGGAAAAGUCAGCUCAUAACAGUUGACUAUAAAAUUGGUAAAUAGAUUAAAUAUUCAAUUGUAUGGAUCUGUGCAGACUGACCAUAAAGACUAAUUGAUGCCAAUUAAAAUCAUAACUCAUGUCUCAGGAACAUAUGGAUAAUAUUGUAAUGACAAAUCUGCAAAUUAAUUGGAGCUUUUUUACAGUUAGUAAAUAUUGUGUGUUAAGGGUUAUAAAGUUGAAUUUUAAUUGUCGCUGGAGUCGUUUUUUUAUUUAGUCUGCCAUCAAUACAUCUCAGUGGAUGUUGACUAUAGACUUAGUGUGAAUUGUUUCAAACUAUGGGUACCCAUAGAAAUAAGGCAUGUUGGCCAAGAAAAUUUCAUAUAUUGUAAUAAUUCAAUUAUCUCAAUACUGAAAUACAUAAGAAAAUACGAAAUUCGUAAGCCAAAGCUUCUUAUAAACUUUUGACGUGUACAAACGGUUUGAAACAAAAAGGCUUAUUAUUGCUUACUUUAUGGUUAGGUUUUGUAAAAAUUAAAUUGACAUCACUUAUUUGGAACUGAGUUUGUUUGUAAUAAUGUUUUUUGAAGUUGGUGUGUCGUAUAGGUCAUAGUCGACCUAAUUUAUCUCGUAUGCAUAACGAAAGUUCAUCCAUUUGACAUUAACAAAUUGUCAAUGAAGUAGUUUGAGAAGAAUAUGCAACCAAAGUAUGAGUGACCCAUUCCUAGUAGAAACAGAGGUAAUAUCUAUAACCGACAGUUGAACGGCUAAUUGACGUAAGCGUCAUUUCUUUUCGAAAAAAAUUAACUAUAUUAAAAAAAACAUAGAAAAAGUGCUAAUUUUAAUGUAUGAUAUACUUAUUAAAAUCAGCGCUCUUUUCUAUGUUUUUUUUUUAAAUAAUAUAUAAACUUACGCAAAAUGUCGCUUAAGCCAAUUAGCCUUUCCGUCGAUAUAAUGGCCCAAAAUGAAUGUAUAAAUGAUAAUAUUAUAGACACUACGUAUUAACAACUUGUUUAAAAAUGCAAUCCUGCAUAAUAAUAUAAUCCUAAUAAAUAUGUUUGCUAACCGCCAUUUUCAAUAAACGAUCUUUAUUUUCGAUCUAUCUCAAAAAUGGACCAAUCAGAAAAAAAUGUUUUUGACAUUUACAGAUGAGUUAUUUUGAUUGUUCAAUUCUCGGAAUCGGAUUGAAGUUUGAGAUCGGGAUCGUUUAUUAAAAACGGUUGUAAGAUAGACUAAUGUUUGGGUACUUUACACUAUCCAGCAAUGAAUUGUAAUGUGCAUUUUCAUUUACCUUCCCUUCAGUACCAGGGUUCAUAAUGUCGAAAAUGCGUUCCAAGACGGUUGAUGCAACCUGUCAAAUAAUUAAAGCAUAUGCAGUCCCUAUAAAAUAGGGAAGGUGGUUGAAAACACCUUAAAGUUUAGGAGACCAGGAACUAAGUUAAGUAAUCCAGUCUAGACCUUAACUUACAUAGUAAUUUUUGUAUACACACCAUAAACAAGCUAAACGCUCGAUAAGUGAUUUUUCUCAUCAUUCUGUGUACUCAGCUGUAAACUCAGCUUAUAUUCUACGUAUAAUUCUCUGUCAUCCGAGUCAAGCUUACACUAUAACAUAGCUUAGAUCUUGGUCUGAA